CACAGAUAUUAAGGAAAAUCGAGACCUGGACAACCCCUGCUCCAAAGGGAGAGUUGAAGCUAAAGCUGUACAACUCCCCAACAGGAGUGCCGGGUGUGGAAGGAAACGUCCCCUAGAAGAGGGCAARGGCCACACACAUUCCAGGUACAGGCCUAAGAAACGCAAGAAAGUCCCUGGACCCAUUCUGCCCAAGAAUGCACUCAUGCAGCUGAAUGAGAUCAAACCAGGGCUGCAGUACAAACUACUCUCCCAGACCGGACCGGUCCAUGCACCRGUUUUUGAGAUGACUGUGGAAGUCAACGGGCAGCUCUUCAACGGCUCGGGUCCUACCAAGAAGAAGGCUAAGCUGAACGCAGCAGAGAAGGCUCUGRGUUCCUUUGUUCAGUUCCCCAAUGCCUCUGAAGCCCACAUGGCCAUGGGUCGCACUCUGUCUGUUCACACGGACUUCACUUCAGACCACGCAGACUUUSCGGACGUCCUCUUUAAUGCCUUUGAGGGAUCUGUGCCUUUAAAUGACCCAUUUUUCCUGGCCUCCAACAGUAAGAGGUCCUUUGCAUCAAUGGCAAUAAGUUAUCCAUUGCUACCCUCCCCUAUCCCCAACCUGAUCAAGUCUCCCCUGACCCCGGCACCAUCUAGUUCCACCUCCCCAACAAUCAGCAGAAACCCUGUGAUGAUCCUCAAUGAGAUGCGACCAGGCCUCAAAUAUACGUUUGUGUCAGAGAGCGGGGAGAGCCAUGCCAAAAACUUUGUCAUGUCAGUGACGGUGGAUGCCCAGGUCUUCCAGGGUUCCGGUCGGAACAAGAGACUUGCCAAGGCUCGGGCGGCCCAGGCUGCUCUGUCUGCUCUCUUUAACCUGCAGCUUGACCAGGCACCAUCUCAACAGCCCAUUCCCAGAGAAGGACUGCAGCUUCACCUGCCACAGGUCUUGGCAGACGCUGUUUCUCAUUUGGUGAUUGAUAAGUUCAGCCAACUGACGGAUAAAUUCACAUCCCCACACGCUCGGAGGAAAGUCUUGGCAGGAGUUGUCAUGACAACAGGUUCUGAUGUGAAGGAGGCUCAGGUCAUCUGUGUGUCCACAGGGACAAAGUGCAUCAACGGUGAAUACAUCAGCGAUCACGGUUUGGCUCUCAACGACUGCCACGCUGAGAUCGUAGCUCGGCGCUCUCUGGUCAGGUUUCUGUACUCGCAGCUCGAGUGUUUCCUCAGCAACAACGAAGAAGAGCYUCAGAGAUCCAUCUUCACCAAGCGCAACGACAAAAAUGGCUACACACUGAAGGAAAAUGUCCAGUUCCACCUUUACAUCAGCACCUCCCCCUGCGGAGACGCCCGCAUUUUCUCCCCUCAUGAAGCGGGAACAGAAGAUCAAGGAGACAAACACCCGAACAGAAAGGCCCGAGGACAGCUGCGUACUAAAAUCGAGUCGGGGGAAGGGACCAUACCAGUGCGCUCCAGUAACACCAUUCAGACGUGGGAUGGGGUCCUUCAGGGUGAGAGGCUGCUUACCAUGUCGUGUAGCGACAAAAUUGCCAGGUGGAAUGUGGUUGGAUUCCAAGGAUCUUUGCUGAGCUACUUCUCCGAGCCCAUUUACUUCUCCAGCAUCAUCCUGGGCAGCCUGUACCACGCAGACCACCUMUCCAGAGCCAUGUACCAGAGGAUCACAGAGAUCGAGGCUCUACCUCAGUCCUUUAGUCUGAACAGACCACUGCUCAGUGCUGUCCUCCAGCUUGCGGAUCCAGUCGGUGCAGCCCAGCAGCUACCACGAGGCCAAGCAGGCAGCAGUGGAGUACCAUUCUGCCAAGCAGACCCUCUUCAAAGCCUUCCACAAGGCGGGACUCGGUGCCUGGGUGAAGAAGCCUAUAGAGCAGGACCAGUUUUCACUCAACACCUGACAUAAAAGUUAUUCUGGAGCUUCGGGGAACUUUAACUGUUGCUUCUCCUUUCAGCAGAAGAAURGUUGAUGGAAGAGCAAAUAACAAAUUUACAAGCCUAUGAAUUGCACCUUAUUUUUUACAUCCUACUUCCUUUAAGCUACCAUUUCCUUUGGAAAAAAAAGCUCCUUAUUCAAUUUGCUGUGCAUUUUUUUAAAACAAGCAAAAAACAAAACAACAAACAAUGAGGUAAGAAUAGAAACAGCCAGCAGUAGGCACAGUUCCACUAAUCUGCUGACAGCUAACAGCACAACUAACUUUGGCUGUGUCCAAAACGGUGGGCCGGGUCCUCCGAAGAUCGAAUUUGUCGGCCGCAUACAUCACAGCG
Austrofundulus limnaeus is the source of this 2256-nucleotide messenger RNA. Its product is annotated as double-stranded RNA-specific editase 1. Lineage: Eukaryota; Metazoa; Chordata; Actinopteri; Cyprinodontiformes; Rivulidae. Gene Ontology annotation, molecular function: double-stranded RNA binding; adenosine deaminase activity; double-stranded RNA adenosine deaminase activity. Gene Ontology annotation, biological process: RNA processing; adenosine to inosine editing. The record is from RefSeq and is a predicted model, not a curated record. Gene Ontology annotation, cellular component: nucleolus; cytoplasm.